GGUUAUGCGAUUGUCCCUCCUUUCUGAGUACACGUGUGUGUACACUUUGUACGAAACUUAAAGUAAAUAUUACAAAAUGGGUAAAAUAACGAAAUCAAAGGAUGCUUUUCUUUCCUUGAAUGUUAAUGAUGACAAGAAAAAACGAUCAGUCAUAAAAAAUAACAAGGAAGGAACUAGAAUUUCACGACGGAGAAGAAAUGUAGAAGCUCUUGCUUCAACUAGAGGUUUAAUUUAUGUCGGUCACAUUCCCCAUGGAUUUUAUGAAGAAGAGAUGAAGGAAUACUUUUCCCAGUUUGGCCGUGUCACUAAUGUUAAAGUUUGCCGAUCAAAAAUAUCAGGAAAGAGUAAAGGUUAUGGUUUCAUUGAGUUCUCCACCCCAGAAGUGGCCAAUAUUGCAGCAGAAACAAUGAACAAUUAUUUGAUGUUCAAGAAGCGUGUAGUGGCUCUAUUUAUACCUUACGAAAAGAGACCACCAUUCCUUUUCAAUUCAUUUGUUCCAAAAAAAUUGUUACCUGGUAAAUUCAGACGGGAGAGGCAUGUGUUGUCCAAGAACAAGAGGCUUGAUGAUAGCGCCAUUUUGAGGAAGAAAACACUCGUAAUCUCCAGAUUGAAAAGUAAAUUGGAGAAAUUGAAGAAGAGGGGAAUAGAGUGUGAAAUUCAACCUUUAGAUUAGUCAAACGUUAAUAUUGAAUGUACAUAUGUAAAGGAAGGAAUAAAAAUUGGCAAUUUUUUCUAA
Messenger RNA from Coccinella septempunctata (seven-spotted ladybird), 736 nucleotides. RefSeq names its product MKI67 FHA domain-interacting nucleolar phosphoprotein-like. The record is from RefSeq and is a predicted model, not a curated record. Gene Ontology annotation, cellular component: nucleolus. Gene Ontology annotation, biological process: maturation of LSU-rRNA from tricistronic rRNA transcript (SSU-rRNA, 5.8S rRNA, LSU-rRNA). The transcript has 3 exons. Gene Ontology annotation, molecular function: RNA binding. Lineage: Eukaryota; Metazoa; Arthropoda; Insecta; Coleoptera; Coccinellidae. The coding region runs from base 77 to 673 and encodes 198 amino acids.